Molecule: messenger RNA, 1448 nt
Organism: Equus caballus (horse)
Lineage: Eukaryota; Metazoa; Chordata; Mammalia; Perissodactyla; Equidae
Gene: GTF3A
Product: general transcription factor IIIA
Cellular component (GO): nucleus
Source: RefSeq, a predicted model, not a curated record
AUGAGGCUGGCGAACGUAAAGCGGGCGGGGCGCGGGCCGGCGCAGGCCUUCCUGGAGCAUGCGCGAACGCGCCGCCGGCGUGGGCGGGGCCUGCUGUCCGCGCGCAGGCGCACCACUCCCGCCCGCAGGCCCGCGCCCCCGGAAGUGCGGCGGAGUCACGCGCGCGGUCAGCCCGGGGGGUUGGCGCCGGGCCGGGCGUCGGCCGCGCGCAGCCGCUUGGUCCACGUGGCUGCGCACCAGGCCCCCAGCGCCCUGGAGCCGCCGGCCUCGGUUGCCGAGGCGGUGUCAUCCCUGACCAUCGUCGACGCGUUCACCGCGGCCGGCGAGAGCCCCGCGGCGGCGGCCCCCGCGCUCCCCAGGAGGUUCAUCUGCUCCUUCCCCGACUGCAGCGCCAGUUACAACAAGGCCUGGAAGCUCGACGCGCACCUGUGCAAACACACGGGGGAGAGACCAUUUGUCUGUGACCAUGAAGGGUGUGGCAAAGCCUUUGUCAGGGACUACCAUCUGAGCCGCCACAUCCUGAUUCACACUGGAGAAAAGCCAUUUGUUUGUGCAGCUAGUGGCUGUGAUCAAAAAUUCAACACAAAGUCAAACUUGAGGAAACAUUUUGAGCGCAAACAUGAAAAUCAGCAGAAGCAGUAUGUAUGCAGUUUUGAAGGUUGUGAGAAGACCUUUAGGAAGCAUCAGCAGCUGAAAAUCCAUCAGUGCCAGCACACCAACGAACCGCUGUUUAAGUGUACCCAUGAAGGAUGUGGAAAGCACUUCGCUUCUCCCAGCGGGCUCAAACGGCACGGGAAGGUCCAUGAGGGUUAUAUAUGUCAAAAAGAAUGUUCCUUUGUGGCAAAAACAUGGACAGACCUUCUGAAACAUGUGAGAGAAGCCCAUCAAGAGGAGAUAAGAUGUGAAGUAUGCCAGAAAACAUUUAAACGCAAAGAUUAUCUGAAGCAACAUAUGAAAACUCAUGCCCCAGAGAGGGAUGUGUGUCGAUGUCCAAGAGAAGGCUGUGAUAGAACCUACACAACUGUGUUUAAUCUCCAGAGCCAUAUUCUCUCUUUUCAUGAGGAAAGGCGCCCGUUUACAUGUGAACAUGCUGGCUGUGGCAAGACGUUUGCAAUGAAGCAAAGUCUCACUAGGCAUGCCGUUGUGCAUGACCCUGACAAGAAGAAAAUGAAGCUCAAAGUAAAACCUUCUCGUGAAAAGCGGAGUUUGGCCUCUCGUCUCAGUGGAUAUAUCCCUCCUAAAAAGAAACAAGAACAAGGCGUCUCUCUGCCGACAAACGGAGAGUCACUGCGCUGCCCUCCAGACCAGGUGCCCCUGACUGCCGCAGUGCUCGCCCUCAGCCAGAGAGCAGCUUGCUUUGUUUAAAAGGACUACACAUCAGCCAGCUCAGUUAUUUUUUCUUGGCAGCACAUUUUUCUUUAUUAAAAUUACUGAUGCAGAACAUCUAA